AUGUCGCUCCCCAGCAUGUCCACGCACUGGAGCGAGGGCGACAACGGCGGCGGUAGCUUGGGCGGCAGCCGCCGCUCCCUCUCGAAAGGCAGCGCCUACCCCAACCACUUCCUCAGCCUCGACCUCAGCAGCACCAGCGGCUAUCCCGUCGGCUUCUCGCGGGACGUAACGAGCGACCGGCGUGCAACCGGCACGAACGCCAGCUUUGGUUGGCUGCAGCCCUGGCGCACACCACAGGACUGCCGCGAAGGCGGCGUGGCUCUCCUCUAUAGUAUGCAGGAGGUCUUGGAGAAUGUGCGGCAGGCGAGGAAGACAAGCAUGAGUGAGCUGUACGCCGUGCGUGCCACCGGCAGCCCGGCGGCGUCGACGACGAGCUUGUGCCAUUCUCAGCAGCUCUGUCCGCCCCGUGCAGGAACCCGUGGCAGCAGCGACGACGCCGAGGGUCGCUGCGGCAGCGUUGGCGAGAAGAGCUCCUGCAGUGCACCCGGCAGUCGCACGAGUAGUGUCGGCCGGCGCCGUCAACGCGACCGUGGUGAGCGCAACGUGUCGCUCGCAAAGGCCGUGCCGAGCCCGUGUGCUGACAGCGUACAGGGGAUCGAGCCUGCGACGACAACGGUAACACAGGCAGCCGUGGCGCAACUCGCAACGCCGCCGCGGCCUUUCUCCUCUUCGGCUCCAGUGCCCCCGAUAGUGCCGCUCAUCCCGCACUUUGCGGAGGUCAAGACGGAGCAGGAGCUGAUCCAUCAGCGUCAGCAGCAGCAGCACCCGCACCCUCGCAGCGAGGCCGCGCAGCGUCAGCGCCGCGCCUUGGCCAACUCCGAUGACGAUGACGACGACGACGACGCUGCACGCAAUCCCCACCACCCGGACGCGAGCUACCCGAGCGGCGGGUGCGACCAGACGGCGCGCCCUGGAGACUCGCGGCAUCGCCCGGGCAUGAGCGUCGAGUGGAGCUGCAGCGACAGCAACGGAGAUGGGCCGGAGUCUCCGGCGCAGCGGCGCAACGAUUCGGGUGUGUCGGCCGACGAUGAUGACGCGGACACAUCCGACGUGCAUCACGGCAAGGACGAGGCGCUAGACGAGGAGGAGGAGGAGGAUCGUCUGAGCGAGACCGACUUUGGCGAAGGUGGUCACCUCGCCUGCGUGCCAGGUGACACGCUGCACCAGCGCUACACUCUUCUCAAGGCGCUUGGUGUGGGUCGCAGCAGCCGCGUGUGGCUUGCCGUCGAUCUCGAACAGUGCUCCUUGGCGCGUUGCCAGGUUAUCCGCGAGCUCGGCGAACGCGAGGUGCGGCGCCUGUUCAGGACGCUGGAGCGGCCAAUGUUCGCCGCCAUCAAGGUGUUUCGCUGCGAUCCCGUGUCCGCCGACUGCGCCACGUACGAGCGGAAGCUCUCGUCGCUCAUCCAUGAGAACGUGACGAGGCGGAGGCGGCAGCCGCGGCACCGGCAACAACGGCGGCCUCCCACACCCGCAUCGCCUUCUGCCUCGCUGCCGUCCUCGCCGACCGCGGCGCCGGCGGCGUGCGAUGAUCACGGUGGCGAUCUCGAGGAGAGCAGCGACGGAGGAGAGAACAGCACUUCAUGGCCUCGUGACGGAGCUGCGGGCCGCAGCGACCGCGCUGACGUGGCAUCGCCUGCCUCGGCCAGCGCCACGGCGUGUGCUGCUGCGAAGGCCUUCAGCAGGCGCCUCACGACCGUCCGCGACGCCUUCACCGUCGAGGGCGUCUUCGGGACGCACCAAUGCCUCGUCAUGGACGUGCUUGGGGCUAGCGUCGACCGCGCGAUCAACGAGGCGCACCUCGACGGCUUCCCUUCCGCUGUCGCACGCUCCAUUAUGCGCGCAAGCCUGCAGGGACUGGUGUUGCUCGCCGCCUGCCACCUUGUUCACACGGACAUGAAGCCGGAGAACCUGUUCUUCACAGACGUCGAGGCCGACGUCGCGGAAGAGAUGCGCACUUUCCAGUCCGCGCAGCUGCGUGCGGGUCAGCGCAAAGGUCUCUGCACCAGCCUCACGCACCGGAGUACGGCGACAUCCGUGAUGACGGAGAGGCAAGAAGUGGCCACGCACGAGCAGCAGCAGCACCAUGGCGAUGGCGGCACGGGGGAGCAUGCGGGAGUUGGUCAACGCAGCCCCUCCUCUGCCCCCUCACUGCCUAAUCACACAAGCGUCGACGAAGUGGCGGCUGACCUGCACACCGUCCACGCUGCCAACGCAGCCGAUGUGGGUACGUCAGGCAAUUUCUUCGCCUCGUCAGUCACCGCCCUCCGCGCUGUCGCCGUCGGCCAUGAUACGCUGCACAGCAGCCAAGACACCAGCGCCCAGGUGUCACGCCGGCCCAGCCUCGCACACACGCCGACCCGGCGCCGGUCAGCGUACGAUGUGCGCCUGUCUGGCCUUGGGCUGGCGCUUGUCGUUCCACCGUCCUUGCGACUCGGGGUGCGUGUGCUAAACAACUACGCCGCCCGUGCCGCCGACGGUAGCGGCAUGACGGUCGACGAGCUUGUGUGCCAGGAUCCACUGAGGCAACUGCACUGGCUGUGCGCGCAGCAGCAGGCGCGCCUCUUGCGCCUUCCUGGCGACGACGACGACGGUGACGACGAGGGCUUGUGUACCGUCGCGGAGCCGUGGAGGGAGGAGCGAUGGAGAGUCGCUGGGACGGGUGCGCCGGCAGAGUCCCCACCACUACCGAUCCUGGACAGCGGCAUGAAUGAGGACUUCAUCGACGAGGCAGAGCUACGCGCACUGGAGCUGCAGGAGCUGCCAAGGCGCGACGCCGAUGGCGACCGGUCUGCGGCGGGCAUGGCGGUCGACGAAUACGAAGAGGCAGGCGUGGCGGACUUUGUCGGCGUGCCAGCCGUCGGCGAAGCCGACGCGGACCACCCCCACGCCACUGCCGCAGCAGCAGCAGCACAUCAGCGGACCACCGUCACCACGGCGGACGUUGGGGUAGUGGAGGGGAUGCUGCCGCCACCACCGCCGCCGGCCACAUUGCGAACAGCGAGCGCUGCCACUCGUGCAGGUGGCGGUCCAAGAACACCGUUGACCGCAGCGAAGCGAGGGCUUUUCGCCCAGUGCUUCCAUGAAGGCUUGGCCACCCCGCGGUACCCAGCAACGGUGCCCACCCCCUUCGAGGGCGUCGCUGCGGCACCAGCAGGUGCGGCGGCGGAAGCGGCAACAGCCCUGCGACGCCUCGAGUGCGAGAUUGUUCGCAACCAGAACUAUCGCCGCGGCGCCGUCAUGCAGAGUCGCGAGUACCGCGCGCCAGAGGUGCUGCUCGGCAACUUUGUGCUGCCCGCGUGCGACAUUUGGUCGAUGGGCUGCAUCGCCUACGAGCUGGUGAGCGGGCGCUUCCUCUUCGACUGCAUCGUGGACCGUGAGCGCUUCGCGACGGCACUGUCGUCGCAACAGCAGCAGCGACAAGGAAGGGAGGGGUGUCACGCCACCGACGACGACGAAGAUGCGCAGCAGCGCCGCGACAAGUGGGACGGGCGGCCCAUCUACCUCGAGGACACGGAGCAGGACCUGGACGUGUUUCACCUAAAGGCAAUCAUGCGGCUUCUCGGGCCACCGCCGGUGAGCUUCUUGCGUCAGCAGCCGAUUGGGCUCUUCGUCGACGACUUCUUCGACGACCACGGCGACUUCCGCUUCUGGGAACGUGGCGAGGCCGAGGAGGCUGGCACGCGUUUGGCAGACCCGUACCGCCAGCUGGAGCUGGCGCACUGGGCGGAGGCAAGUCGGGUUUCCGGGGCAAGCGGCGCUGCGGCCUCUGGUGCUGGUCAGCAGCAAAACGCGCCUCUGCCCCAAAGACCCAGCGGCGUGGCCACAUCGCUGGGCACCGACCCUCCACGCGCAUCCCUCGCUGCCUCGGUAGGGCAGCACGGCGCAUCGGCCCAGGCGCGGCGCGACCCACAGGACACGAUGAACUACCCCAUCCGGACACCAGACUGGCAAAAUGUGCAGGCGAUCCUGCGCGAGAAGCUCGGCUCCGCUGAGGAGGCGGCGGACUUCGAGGUGUUCCUCAGCCGCUGUCUCCAGUGGGACCCGGCGCGGCGGGCCACGGCGGCCGAGCUUCUCGCCGACAAGUGGCUCGUCAAGUACAGCGGCGUCGUGGGGGACGCGAGUGAGAGCGACGUGGCGGCGGAGGAGGAGGGCGGUGUCGACUCCGACGAGGCAGAGCGGCAGGUGUAG
Molecule: messenger RNA, 4188 nt
Organism: Leishmania mexicana MHOM/GT/2001/U1103
Lineage: Eukaryota; Euglenozoa; Kinetoplastea; Trypanosomatida; Trypanosomatidae
Exons: 1
Coding region: 1-4188 (1395 amino acids)
Biological process (GO): spliceosomal complex assembly; protein phosphorylation; regulation of mRNA processing
Molecular function (GO): protein kinase activity; ATP binding
Source: RefSeq, a predicted model, not a curated record